GUAUAGUCCUGGGGCUGGCCUGGUGGGAGUCAGAGGGGCAUACGAGGGCGCUCGUCGCGCGGGUCGUGCACGAAAGGGAGAAGGAGCGAUGCGCGAGCCGGUCGCGGAGGGUAGCUGACGCGGAGGAAGAGGAAGAGGGGACCCAGCACCGAAACGACACGAGCGACGGGUUGGGCCGGCCGUCUGCACAACGUGACCUGCCCGAUUACACGGGGAUGAGCUAACCCGCCGCCGCGCGUCCAUCCAUCCCCCUGUGCGAAUCCAGCCGGAGGACUCUGACAUGUGACCGGGCGGAGCGCGCAACGUCGUGGUCGCAUCCAUCCGCGUCGAUCGGGCUACUUUCCCGCAGGACUCUCAACGCGCGGCUCGGUCAACCACGUGGCUCGGAUCUGCGUAGCCGAAUGUUGCGGCGGCGGAUCGCGGUGGCGCAUGGCUAGAUAAAAGUUUCGCCCAGCCGAGGAGAACCCGGGGGGCGGCAUGGGUAUGCCGCGCUUCUCCCUCAAGAGAUACUUUUUCUACGUGCUAUGUCUGACGGGUACGCUGCUGGUUCUACUAAACCUGCUGCAGGACGAGAUAUGGCACAGCAUGCGACCGCAUCCCGGCCAGCCGCAGUCCGCUCGAACUGCCGGCGCCGAUGGGCCGAAGAUGAAACCCGAUUGGCCUUUGAAAUCGAAGAAGCCGACCAUGCGAGUAUUACGCACUCGGGAGCGAGUGAAGAACAGACUUCCGUCCGAGGUACUGAACAUAAACGGCACCGCCAACUUCGCCGAGAACACGAUAGAUUCCCUGGACCCGUCGCGAAGGCCUUGGUAUAUGAAAGGAGGAUCCAGGAGACCCUUUCCGGCGAUAAGGGCCCGCAGCACCGGCCGACGGCUGGCUCAACUGUGGCCGGAGGAGAACGCUUACGAUGAUCGCGUGACGAAUCAGCUAAUGUUCGUGCCACCCGACUACAAUAGAACAGGCGGCGAGCAUCCUCUGAAGAAGAUAAUGGUUCCUCAUGGUAUGUCCGAGGCUAAAGCCGGUCCUGACAUUUUCUUCCAGCAACGCUGCCCGGUGAAUACCUGCACGAUUGUUCGCGACAAUCCGGACGAGGCCGAUCUCAUUCUAUUUAAGGAUUACAUCACGCACGUGGGACGGCGACCGCACAAUCAGGUGUGGAUGCUGUAUUUUUUAGAAUGCCCUUAUCACACGCAAAGCGUGAAGAACGCUCUUAUCAAUUGGACGGCCACGUAUCGACGUGACAGCGACAUAGUGGCGCCCUACGAGAGGUGGCAAUAUUACGACUCGAGUGUCACGCAGAUUCCGCAAACAUUUAAUUACGCGGCCAACAAGACGAAAAAGGUCGCCUGGUUCGUCUCCAACUGCCAUCCGCGGAACCAGCGCAUGCACUACGCCAGGGAGCUGUCCAAGUACAUCCAGGUGGACAUCUACGGCGCGUGCGGCAGCCUGCGCUGCCCGCGCUCGCAGUCGCAGACCUGCUUCGACAUGCUCGACGAGGACUACAAGUUCUACCUCGCGUUCGAGAACUCCAACUGCAGGGACUACAUCACGGAGAAGUUCUUCGUCAACGGACUCGGACACAACGUGCUGCCGAUCGUGAUGGGCGCCCACCCGACCGACUACGCGCACAGCGCACCGUACCGCUCGUACAUCCACGUGGACGAGUUCGAGUCGCCGAAGGAGCUGGCCGAAUACCUGCACCGGCUGGACCGCGACGACGAGCUGUACAACUCGUACUUCCGCUGGAAGGGCACCGGCGAGUUCAUCAACACGUACUUCUGGUGCCGGAUGUGCGCGAUGCUGCACGACGACCGGCCGGCCAAGUACUAUAAGGACGUGAACGAGUGGUGGCGAGGCGAUGGCGUGUGCACGACCAGCUCGUGGCGCGAGCACGACCUCGCGCGCUCGCAGAGUUUCCGCAACACCUGAGGAGGGAAUCGCCCGGGGGAAACGUUCGAAAGGCUCUUCCGGCGGCCAACGGGCAGUUCCGUGCGCGCGCGUACGUGUGCGUGUGUGUGUGUGUGCGCGCGCGCGCGCGCGCGAGUCCGCCCGACACGUUGCUCAAUUUGCUACAAACGAUUCCGAUUCUUCCACGAUAGAGCGAUAGGCCGUUGCCGAAGAGCGCGCACGGCAGGGGCAACGUGAAGGGGGCGCGUGUUGCGCUCGCGUCCAGAAGAGAGGAAGGAAGGCGGCCUGAAAAUCGGACGGCAGCCGUGUGCGCGCGUCCUCGUUUCGCGACCACUCGAGCCACCCUGAAGAGGGUGUUAAUAAGACUACCCUCCGUGUCGCGGAGGAGACGCGCGAUGUCCUCGCUGGCUUCCCGCGAGCUCGAGAGGACGACUCGGGAGCUCCUGGAGGAGCGCGGCAAAGCAAAGUGCGAAGUCGAUUUCGACUCGAUCGAGAAAGAUGUGUGAUGAGGGGGUGAUGAGAGUGGACGAACGAGAGGGACGAGCGAAAUUCUCGGAGAGAUUAACGAGCGUUCGAUGGUGCGCGAGGAAGAGUUACUCGUGAUAUUCUCUUUUCUCUUCUUUCUUUCCGGUUUCUUCAGGGGGGGGGGGGG
This is a messenger RNA of Harpegnathos saltator (Jerdon's jumping ant), 2560 nucleotides long. RefSeq names its product glycoprotein 3-alpha-L-fucosyltransferase A (gene FucTA). The transcript has 8 exons. Bases 478 to 1929 code for a protein of 483 amino acids. Lineage: Eukaryota; Metazoa; Arthropoda; Insecta; Hymenoptera; Formicidae. The record is from RefSeq and is a predicted model, not a curated record. Gene Ontology annotation, cellular component: membrane. Gene Ontology annotation, molecular function: fucosyltransferase activity.